ACGCUCCCCACCCACAUCGUGAUCACAUGAGAGUGACACCAGGAUUAGGUGAAAGUCACUCCAAGAAGCUGCUGCGGCCCAUCCAAUAAGGGGAGAAGGAGAUGUGAAUGUAGAACUGGUUCGGUGUUUGGUUUAAAUGGCAGAAAGGUGCAGCAAUGUACAAGGUUGUACGAAACUGACUGGGUUGGUUUAUGCACUCUACAGGGGGACCUCCUUUAAAUCACUUCUAGACGCUGCUCAGGAGGGUGAGCUCAAUCUUUUGACAUGUGAUGGGAAGUGCUUGGUUCUGGAGUGGGAAUGGAGAUCAUAGGAACUGAGCACUCAAGGCUUCUGGAUAGUCUGAAGACCACAGUCGAAGGGUUGGUGUCGGGCAACAGCAGAAAUGUCUGGUCCAAAUAUGGUGGCCUGCAGAGGUUGUGCCGUGAUAUGAGCAGCAUCCUACAACAUGGACUACUAUGUGAUCAGGUGUAUUGCAAACAAAAAGACUACUGGAAUUUUGUAAAGAGCAGUCAGCGCCUCCAUCCUGGAUCAUCCCCUCAAGUAGAGCAGUUCCUGCUGUUUUUUGAGAACAGUCAGCGGAAUGGUGAGGACACCAGUGAGAGGGAUAGUGGCAAGCUCUGGUUGCAGCACAGUUUGCAGUUCCAUUGCCUAUCCGCUCAGCUAAAAUCCUUGCUUGGGAACCGGCAGUACACCAGAAAGUUUUAUUCAGAAUCUGCUUUUUUACUGAGUGAGGCCCAUGUUGCCGCAAUGUUCCAGUGUCUUGAGGCUGUAGAACAGAAUAAUCCCAGACUUUUGGCUCAGAUUGACACAUCUGUGCUGGCUGGCAAGAGAGAACUCAACAUAUCAGAAAAAAGUCUGAGCCUAUCAACCCUGCCAGGAUCUUCCGGUAUCCCAUACACUGAUAACACUCCACAUUCUCUGUACAGUUCCUAUAGCAGUCUUCAGAUGUCUAGCUCUGAUUUCCGGAUUGACCAUCAGAAUAAUCUUUACAAAGCUGUAUCCGAAAAUGAAUCCAUCGUCUCUGUCGCUCCAGGAGAUGAUUCGUCGCCACAUGAGGCAUUUUCACCUGUUAGUGAGAUGAGUGUCAGUACCGUUACCAGCCAAAGUGAAGAUGCUGGUAGUCCAGACGACCCCCACAGUGAGGCAGAUGAUGGUCCUGAGUACCUGGCCAUUGGUAACAUGAGCCGACGUGCAUCCAGUCAGAGUAGUGAAAGUUCAAACCUUUUCUCUUGCAACUCCCAAAGAACAGACUCUCUAAACUCAACUCCAACAGCUCCCCAAAACUCAUCUUUACUUAGUGUCCCUCGGCGCUCCAGCUUCUCUGAGAUUCAGACUGGGAAUGGACCCUGGCACACAAAGAAAAGCCAUAUGCGUUCACGUUCCGACACCAAUGUAACCAUAGCAAAGGCCCAAGAGUCCCUUUCUGAGUUACGGAAUAAUCCCACCCUGCUAGGGAAGACCAAAGCAAUAGGUUCCCCUUACAUAGAACAUGACAGUGCUCCGUAUCUGAAUACUACAGAAGGUGUUUUUCGGAGACCAUCCAAGGGGCAGUCAUUAAUCAGUUACCUCUCAGAACAGGACUUUGGGAGCUGUGCUGAUCUGGAGAAGGAAAAUGCUCACUUCAGUAUCUCUGAGUCAUUGAUCGCAGCUAUCGAACUGAUGAAGUGCAACAUGAUGAGUCGGCAGCUGCAGGAAGAGGAAGAAGACAGUGAUCGUGAGAUCAGGGAGCUAAAGCAGAAAAUACACCUGCGGCGACAGCAAAUCAGAAGCUCACAAACUCAAAGCGCCUAUACUGAUGGAGGGUCCAGCAGCCAAGAAAUGACAGAGAGUGGGUCACAGAUAAGUUCCCAUGAGUCCAUUCCAGUAUCAGAGUCUGGCUUUGCAGAUGAAGUGGAUCAAUAUGAAGUUAAAGCUUCUGAGAUUAAAAGAAGUUCAAACAGCCAACAUCUACAGUGUACUGAAUCCAUGUCCUACUCCUUUCUUUGUUCCAACUCUGCUGAGGCUGUAGCCAUGGGUCUCCUAAAGCAGUUUGAAGGAAUGCAGCUACCGGCUGCUUCAGAGCUGGAGUGGCUGGUCCCAGAGGAUGAUGCACCACAGAAGCUGCUACCAAUUCCAGAUUCUGUACCCAUUUCUCCAGACGAUGGGGAACAUGCAGAUAUAUACAAACUUCGAAUACGGGUUCGCGGUAAUUUGGAAUGGGCACCGCCAAGACCGCAAAUCAUCUUCAACAUUCACACUGCUCCCACAAAGAAGGUGGCAGUCACAAAGCAGAACUACAGAUGUGCCGGCUGUGGAAUUAGGAUAGAAUCUGAUUAUAUCAAAAGACUGCGAUAUUGUGAAUACUUGGGAAAGUACUUUUGCCAGUGCUGCCAUGAGAAUGCACAAUCUGUCAUCCCUGGGCGAAUCAUUCGAAAAUGGGACUUCAGCAAGUAUUACGUCAGCAACUUUUCAAAGGACCUACUUACAAAGAUUUGGAGCGAUCCUCUCUUCAACUUGCAGGACAUCAACAGCUCUUUGUACCGGAAAGUAAAGGCACUGGAGCAAGUGCGGUUGUUGAGGGUCCAGUUGGUGCACUUAAAGAACAUGUUCAAAACAUGCAGGCUGGCUAAAGGAAUCCUGGAGUUAUAUGACAUUGUGCCUGGACACCUGACUGAGGACCACCAUCUCUUCUCCUUAAGCGAUCUCACCUACAUAAAGAAAGGGGAGUUGGUCCCACAGUUAAGGGAUUUAGUGAGAUCUGGAGCCCUACAUGUAGAGAAAUGCAUGCUCUGUCAAGCCAAGGGCUUCAUCUGUGAAUUCUGUCAGAAUGAAGACGAUGUGAUCUUUCCAUUUGAGCUACAUAAAUGCCGGAGAUGUGACGACUGUAAGGCUUGCUAUCACAAAUAUUGCUUCCGGUCUGAAGAGUGUCCCAAGUGUGAACGUUUAAGAGCAAGAAGAGACCUUCUGGCCAGGCAAAGCCUGGAGUCAUAUAACUCUGAUCAGGAGGAAUUUAAUGCAGAAGAACCAUCCGUGGACUCUUAACAAGCACGAAAGGGCAAGACCAAGUGUAACUGCAGCUUUUUAAUUUUAGUGCUAGUCAUCCAGAAUUUGCAUCUUGCUAAAAAAAACAACAUAUUCUCACAGUCUUGUAUUAAAGACCCCCCCUUAUUGUUUAUUAUAGACAUUUUUUUUAACCUUGAUUGUUUUUGGUUAAUCAUCGGAUUUCUGGUUGUCAGAAAUUAACAGUAAUACCUCCUUUGUGAUCACUACAUACAUUGUUGUGCAAUAUUGGAAUAUGCUCUUCACCUCACAGCUGUGCAUUAUCACAUAUUCUCUAAUAGACUUUAACAAGCGUAUCAGUCGGUCUCAGAUACAGCAGAAAGUGAAAGCGACAUAAACAGAACUGUGUGAUCACUGUAAUCUGCAAACCUGCAAUUUAAACUUGUGGCAUAUGUGCUGUUCUCUUAAAUAUUCCAGAGAAAUUAGACUUGGGGGUGGUGCACCCAUCUCUUUCACUUAUAGACCCUAGAGAUCAUAGCAAAUUUGCAACAGGUUGUGACUGUAACAUGCCUAUUCCGGUGCAUUUUGGAUCAUUGCAGUUGUGUGCCAUGCAAUGAUCCAAAAUGAGUUUUUGACUGUAAUGGGAUGAAAUUUACUCCAAAUACACAACUUUUCCCAGAAUCUCCACAUCUGCCAUAAACUGGUUGUACAUAAUUUUCAAGCAAAUUGCCCUAAAAUAACACGUUUCUGCCUAUGCUAAUAAUCUGCUUCAGUAGUGCUGCCAAAAGUUACUCUCACCAGUCCCAUUCCGAUUGCUCAAGCAAUGUCAGAGAAAUUUGGUUAUGUGUGAUCACAAUGGAGCCAGCACAUGUAGCUGUCUAAAGGCUGGUGAUCCAUGCGAACUGCAGAAGGUUGUAUAUGUCAAAGUUGGCUCCAGCUUUCUGGUGCGCAUCUUCACUCCCUGCAAUGUAAUUCCCUUUAUUCUUUACAGUUGCACUAGAUCUAGAGUCGAGAAAAGCACUUUUCUAGAAUACAUUCUCCUGCCUUGUCUUGUUUGCAGUAAUGUUGGUAUAUUUUAGUACCAUGCAGUUGAUCAGAGUUGGUUGGAUUUAAUUGCACCAAGAGUGAGUAUGCAGAGCUUAGUGUUUGACCCGUGCCCAGUAAACUGCCCCUGCCUAUAACUGGCUGAGAUCCUUUCCUGUAAGCUCAAUGACUGCUGGCACUAAAACGAAUGCUGCCAUGAUACGUUAUUAUGGAAUACAUUGUGGCUGGGAAUAUGCAGUGCAUGAAUCCUAAUCUUCCUUCAGUUACACAUAGAUUGAUAGUAUCUAAGAUAACUAUGCCGAAGUUGAAUAGCACAAGGCUUUCGUGUGAGGACCAGCUUUUUUAUAAUUGCACUAAUGUACUAAUUGAUUGUAUAUCUUUACAGAAACCAUCCAUUAGGCCAACUGUUCCUAGCAAUGAAUGUUAUCUGGAUAGCCUUACAGAAUCAAACAUGGAUCUGUCGCAGUAAAGCUGCCCAUACACUUAUAGAUCUGCUCCUUUGGGAAGGUCACAAAAAUGAGUGGAUCUUUGCCUGGUUUGGGUAACCACAAAUCCCAUUUACCCAAACCACCCAUUGUUUUCCCACUGGCCAUUGAUAGGAUCUAACUGUGGGCCCAUGGAGACCCAUUUUUGUGAUAACUGCACAGAUUCAGACUUAUCCGAUGUGAUUUUAACAUGCCCUAUAGAUAUCAAGUUCAUAUUUGACCCAAUAUCGUUCAGACAGACCCUCCAAAGGGACUAAGUCUGCAGAUUUUAUUAGCCUCAAUAUGGCCAACUUGACUUACCUGCUCCAUGUGACUGCUGUGUGGAUAUCCAGAAAACCUAUUCUAUAGAGGGGUGGGUGCCGGGGCAUAGGAACAUUUUUGGCCCACUGCAGUUCAGUGUGGAAAUUGCUUUUGCUUGUUGCAGUGCCAAAGGGAUAAGGAACAUUAGACAAUGGCACUUUGCCCCUCCUGCACUGAAAAUGUUAUAAGGCUUACUUAUGAACAGUAUGCAUUUCAUGUUAAUUACAUUAAUGCACUUCUUCAUCUGCAUAUCUGGUGCUGCGUUUAUCUGGAGCCUAGCUCAGUGGAAUAUGUUCAGAUACAUCAUUCACCCAGUUCAAAGUCUUUCUCCGUGUUGUGCCCAUUUCUCCCUGGAUUAGUAUGUGCUGGCAUGAAAGGGAGAGCUGCAAGCAAAGGAGGAACUUGAUGAAGGAACUGGGGCUUGAGGAUUUCCUAUUCUAGUACCCAAAAUUAUUGUAGUAUUAGUAGUAGUAAUUUAAAAGCCAUAAAUACAGCCAAUAUCCAUGCUUUUUGUCCUAUUUGUCCUUUUUUCAAGUCUAAACCUCAUUAACAGUGUUUGAUGAAAACAAAUAAAAUCCUUUAAUCCAAUCUAAUACUUUAGGCCAGUGAUUGUGGCCAAUUUAUUCAGGUACUUUGGGGUUUUUAUGUUUGCAAGUCAUCUUUACCAGUUCAACCAAGGGUGCAAUCCGGAUGCAAGACACAGGCCACUAGUAGGGCAAUAUUGGUUUAGGCUAUAUAUGAAAUCAAUAACUUUACUAUACCUUUUGUCCUGACAGAAUAAUGUUAGGAUAUUUCAGAUGAUGUUUUCUAAUUUAUGUUAGGCGGGUAUAGUUAGUUACAUGUAGGGGGACAUCCCAUUUAUGCUUUUUCUCUCUGUAUUUAUAGUUCUUGCCUUAAGUGACUGCAUGGGCUUGAAGUUGGUGCUGGUCCUAGUGAGUGUAACCCUAUAAAAACAAACAUUCCAAAUGUAAAGCGAGUUUUUUAAACCAUUCCAGAUUUAACCCUUAAAUGAUCAAGAUUUAGAGAUUUGCUCAUGUGGUGUGUUGCCUCCAUAACCUUCCUCAUGACAAGCUAGAGACAAUACCAGUGUUCUAGCCAGAAGCAUACAUUCUGUUGGUAAAUAUUGUCCCAGGAUUAUGGGAAUUUACCUCUAUCCCAAAUAUAUAUUAUUUAUGCCAUAGACUCUGGCUUCAGCCAGCUGGUCACUGCUAUUAGCAUAAAAAAAUAAAAGUGCAACACACUGUUGAAAGCAAUGUCUGACAGGCUACAAUGUAUAGUUGCACGACUCCACUGCAGGCUCCAGAUAAAUAAAUCCACAGGUAUUUGUAUUAAGGAAGGGGUUCCUUCCACUGUAAAUGUAUUGUGAAAAUGUCCUGUAAAUAAGAAUAGUUAACUGUAUAAAGAAUACUAUGUCUCUACUGUUCAAGAAACAGCUAGUCCGUCCUAAAUAAACAGAUUGAAACACG
This is a messenger RNA of Xenopus laevis (African clawed frog), 6274 nucleotides long. RefSeq names its product RUN domain and cysteine-rich domain containing, Beclin 1-interacting protein L homeolog (gene rubcn.L). The transcript is spliced from 21 exons. Bases 298 to 3021 code for a protein of 907 amino acids. The record is from RefSeq and is a predicted model, not a curated record. NCBI's taxonomy places the organism in Eukaryota, Metazoa, Chordata, Amphibia, Anura, Pipidae. Gene Ontology annotation, cellular component: late endosome; early endosome. Gene Ontology annotation, molecular function: phosphatidylinositol phosphate binding. Gene Ontology annotation, biological process: negative regulation of autophagosome maturation; negative regulation of endocytosis.